Messenger RNA from Perca fluviatilis (European perch), 9562 nucleotides. RefSeq names its product ATP-binding cassette, sub-family A (ABC1), member 2 (gene abca2). The transcript has 53 exons. NCBI's taxonomy places the organism in Eukaryota, Metazoa, Chordata, Actinopteri, Perciformes, Percidae. The record is from RefSeq and is a predicted model, not a curated record. Gene Ontology annotation, cellular component: membrane; intracellular membrane-bounded organelle. Gene Ontology annotation, molecular function: ATP binding; ATP hydrolysis activity; lipid carrier activity. Gene Ontology annotation, biological process: transmembrane transport; lipid transport. The coding region runs from base 1062 to 8420 and encodes 2452 amino acids.
UGAAAGUUUAGGUGUGGAUUCUGGUCGUAGGGAGGACUCUCACACCCCGAGUGUUGAAUAGACCACGUCCCCUCAUUUCCGGCAAAGGAGUGUCUGAGGCUGCAGCUGACAUAAGUUUUACAUUUUAUUAAAGUUAAUGUUUUUAAGGCGGUUGAUAUGAGCAUUAACACCUUCAGAAGUUGAAGAAGAAACUGUAGAGUAACGUUCCAUUGGAGCCAAAUGGGACAGGCACAGUGGAGGAGGGAGAGAACAGAGUGCUGGCAAAAUUCAAUUUGCCAGGUUUUACUUCCUUGAUGCUGAGAUUCUGCAGGAGUGGAUGUGGAUUUGAACAUCUUUGAUGAGCUUUUGAAGUCAGUCUUUUAAUGUGUCUUUUAAUGCCUACACUGAAGAAUGCAAUGACAAUAGUGUUGAAGAGUCUGCUUUAGAGGGCUCAUCCCUUUCUGACUGGUCAACCUCAGGUGCAUCUCAUGGAUCAUCAUCUAGCUCGGACUCAAUACUACUAAUACUAGAAUCUACCAAAGCUAGAAAAAAACGACUGAUUGAAGGACCCCCUGGCAGCAACAGUGCUAGAAAUAUCGACCAAGACUUCACUAUGCUCUUUGGUGAGGAAGUGUCAGGUAAAUUCCUCGCAAAAUGGCCAACAUUCUUCAAACUGCGGAUCAUUGCAGAGUGUAAAAACCUUCCUCUAAGUGUGCAUCUGGAUGAGCUUCUUUUGUCUGACCAACAGGAAUCUGAUGAUGGUGUAUGGGAUUGUGAGGUGGCCGCCAUCUUUUUGCUGCUUUACCUGUUGCCUCCAACAUCCAAAGGCAAGAAGUCUGCGAAGAUUAGCGCAAAGGAAGCUGCUGACCGCCUGAUGAAGUGAUGAGAAGCAUGGACACCUUCCUCAAGGAAACUGGCCCUGCUCAGCCCUUUCUCCUGUGUGUUGGAGAAAGAAAAAACAGCAUCCAGAACUUUUACAUCAUCCUGGACCAAAAGGCCAUUCCAUGUAACGCCGCCUUCACACUGGCAGCUGAAAUCGGCUCCGAUAUGGCUUUGAAACGACUGGAAGUCAUUCAUUUCCUAUGGAGAUUCGCAGACCGCAUCACCAAACAUCAAAGUGGGUGCUGGCCUUUGAGAUCUUCAUCCCACUGGUCCUCUUCUUCAUCCUCUUGGGUCUGAGGCAGAAGAAGCCAGCGAUUCCUGUCAAGGAAGCCUUUUACAGCGCAGCCCCACUCACCUCGGCUGGCAUUAUUCCCAUCAUGCAGUCGCUAUGCCCAGAUGGACAAAGGGAUGAAUUUGGUUUCCUUCAGUACAAGAACUCCACUGUGACCCAGCUGCUGGAGCGGAUCAGUGAAGUGGUUGAACAGAAUCGCCUCUUCACGUCUGACCGGCCUGGUUUGGGUCAUGAGCUUGAGACCCUGCAGCAGCACCUAGAGAGUCUCAGCUCAACCCAUUUACCACCGGACUACAACACCAGCUUUACGCUGGCCAGUGUCUUGAAGAACCAGUCGGUUUUCCAGCAGUUCCUGGUUAAGAACCUUUCCCUGUCCAACUCCACAACCAGCCUGUUGCUCAACACUCCAGUCAACCUCAGAGAGGUGUACAGUCUUAUCUUUGUUUCAUCUCUCAGAGAUGGAGGAGGGACCCAAAGUUGGAUUCAGGGGGCAAAAGGCACCAGAAAAAAACCUGGAGACAGUGUUCAUCUGGAGGGGGCCCUCCUGACUGGAACUCUGCUGGAGAUCCUCACCUGUGGGCAGGGCAGGGCCAAUAAGCUCAGUAAGAUCCUGUUGGUGCCUGAGAAGCAGGGACCAUUGCUGCAGGCCUAUCGCAGCACAGUGUGCAGCGGAGGGGAGGGUCAAAGGUCAGAGCGCUUCAGGCUGAUGAGCCUCGAACUGAGAGAACAGAUCAACACACAGAGUGUCACUGAGAAGCUUCACCUGGAACAGCCCAACUCUGUGGUUUCGCUCUCUCAGUCCAACCUCUGGGCCCUAUUGAAAGACCUGGCUGAUGUAGAGAGGCUCCUCAAAGAUGUGGACCUGCUCUCUGGCCUGGCCCGCCUGCUGCCCAAAGGAGCCUGUACUGGUCGAACUCCAGCCUUCCACACAAACAUAACCUGGCCCCUUAACAACACCACCUGGGGCCCUAACAUGACUGACAUCCCUGGAGAGAAAGGGGAGGAAGGAGCAGAGCGAGGUGGAGGAGCAGGAGAAGGGAAAGAGAAGGAGGAAGCAGAGAACCCUCACUCUCAGUUUUCAGCAUUUGUACAACUGUGGGCCGGACUGCAGCCGAUUCUGUGUGGGCACAACAGGAUCAUUGAGCCAGAGGCUUUGAAGCAGGGGAAUAUGAGUUCGCUGGGAUUCACCAACAAAGAACAGAGGAAUCUGGGCCUACUGGUUCACUUGAUGACAAAAAAUCCCAAGAUCCUCUACUCCCCCAUUGGAUCCCAGGUUGAUAAAGUGAUUCAGAAGGCAAAUGAGACAUUUGCAUUCGUCGGUAACGUGACACACUACACCCAGGUGUGGCUCAACAUCUCCGCCCAGCUCAGGGCUUUUCUGGAGGCCGGCCAGCUGCACAACCACCUGGUGUGGCUACAGCAGCUGUCCUCAGAGCUUCAGCAGCACCCUGAGUUGUUGAAUGACUCCGACAGCGAGCUGAUGCAGGGCCUGAUGGAGGGAAACUACAGUCUUCCUAACAUCUCCACCCUGCUGGAGCAGCUUGACACCAUUGACAACGCUGCCUGCGGCUGGAUGCGCUUCAUGUCUAAGGUCAGUGUGGAUGUCUUCAAGGGCUUUCCUGACGAGGACAGCAUUGUCAACUACACCCUAAACCAGGCCUACCAGGACAACGUGUCUGUGUUUGCCAGUGUGAUUUUCCAGACUAACAAAGAUGGCUCCCUGCCACCCCAUGUUCUGUAUAAAAUUAGACAAAACUCCAGCUUUACAGAGAAGACCAAUGAAAUCAGACGAGCCUACUGGCGUCCUGGGCCCAACAUCGGGGGGAAAUUCUACUUCCUCUAUGGUUUUGUUUGGAUCCAAGAUAUGAUAGAGAGAGCCAUCAUCAACACGUUUGUAGGCCAUGAUGUGGUGGAGCCUGGUAACUACGUUCAGAUGUUCCCCUACCCAUGUUACACCAGAGAUGAUUUUCUGUUUGUGAUCGAGCACAUGAUGCCUCUGUGCAUGGUCAUCUCCUGGGUUUACUCAGUAGCCAUGAUGAUUCAGCACAUUGUCGCUGAGAAGGAGCAACGGCUCAAAGAGGUGAUGAAGAUGAUGGGUCUAAACAAUGCUGUUCACUGGGUGGCUUGGUUUAUCACUGGCUUCGUCCAGCUGUCCAUCUCCGUUACAGCUCUGACGGCCAUCUUGAAGUAUGGCCGGGUGUUGCUCCACAGUGACCCCUUCAUUAUCUGGCUCUUCCUCACCAUCUACGCUGUGGCCACCAUCAUGUUCUGUUUUUUGGUGUCAGUAAUCUACUCUAAGGCCAAGCUGGCUUCAGCCUGUGGAGGAAUCGUCUAUUUCCUAAGCUACGUGCCCUACAUGUAUGUGGCCAUUAGAGAGGAGGUGGCCCAUGAUAAGAUCACUGCCUUUGAGAAGUGCAUCGCUUCUCUGAUGUCAACCACAGCCUUUGGUCUGGGCUCCAAGUAUUUUGCAUUGUAUGAGGUAGCAGGUGUUGGCAUCCAGUGGCGGACCAUCAGCCAGUCACCGGUAGAAGGCGAUGACUUUAACCUGGGUCUAUCCAUGAUGAUGCUCAUCAUCGAUGCCGGUGUGUAUGGUGUGCUCACUUGGUACAUAGAGGCUGUGCAUCCAGGAAUGUAUGGGCUGCCCCGCCCAUGGUACUUCCCCCUGCAGAGGUCCUAUUGGUCAGGCAGUGGACGUGUCGAGACCUGGGAUUGGCCAUGGUGUGGAGGCGGGGCUGCCAAGCUCAGUGUGAUGGAGGAGGAUCAGGCUUGUGCAAUGGACCAGCGGAGAUCUGAGGAGAUGCGGGGCAUGGAGGAGGAGCCAAGCCACUUGUCGUUGGUGGUCUGUAUAGACAAACUGACCAAGGUGUACAAGACUGGCAGCAAACUGGCCCUCAACAAACUAAGCCUCAACCUCCAUGAAAACCAGGUAGUCUCCUUCCUGGGACACAACGGCGCUGGCAAGACCACGACCAUGUCCAUCCUGACAGGCUUGUUCCCGCCGACCUCUGGCUCUGCCACCAUAUAUGGUCAUGACAUCCGCACAGAGAUGGAGCGGAUUCGUCAGAACCUGGGCAUGUGUCCACAGCACAAUGUCCUGUUUGACAAGCUGAGUGUGGAGGAGCACCUGUGGUUCUACUCCAGACUUAAAGGCAUGGCUGAAGAAGACUUACGCAAGGAAAUGGACAAGAUGAUUCUUGACCUGGAGUUAACCCACAAGCGCCACAGUUUGGUGCAGACUCUGUCCGGCGGGAUGAAAAGGAAGCUGUCCGUGGCCAUCGCCUUCAUUGGCGGCUCCAGAGCUGUCAUCCUGGAUGAACCCACAGCAGGGGUGGACCCCUACGCUCGCAGGGCCAUCUGGGACCUUAUCCUCAAGUACAAACAGGGCCGUACAAUUCUGCUGUCCACCCACCAUAUGGAUGAAGCAGACCUUCUGGGAGAUCGCAUUGCUAUCAUCUCACAUGGGAAACUCAAGUGCUGUGGCUCGCCGCUCUUCCUGAAGAGCACCUACGGAGACGGAUACAAACUGACACUUGUCAAAAAGCAGAGUGAAGGCAGAGGACAGGGUAGCCAGCUGCAGCCUCCUUCGUCUCUGUCUCUAUCCUCCUCUCUGUCACCUUGCUCAGAAGCUCGCGUCACCCAGUUUAUUUGCCAGUUUGUGGCGUCCUGUCUGCUGGUGUCCGAUUCUAACACUGAGCUGUCCUACGUCCUGCCCUCCGAGGCCGUCAAGAAGGGCUGCUUCGAGAGGCUGUUCCAGGCUUUAGAGGAGAGCUUGGACAGCCUGGCCCUUACCAGCUUCGGAGUGAUGGACACUACCCUAGAGGAGGUUUUUCUCAAAGUGUCUGAGGAGGACCAGUCACUGGAGAACAGUGAUUCUGAUGCGGACAUGAAGGUUUCCCCAGGGGGCAGCUCACUGGGGAAAUCCUCAGUGGCUUCAGGAGACCUGGGGGUGCCACAGAGUGGACCUUCAGUAGAGAGUGAGAAGCCGGAAGUGGAGCUGAGUAAUCUGCUGAUGUGCUCCAGGCUUAGUCAGAGUCAGUCCUCCCUGAAAUCUUCCUCGUCCAUCGGCUCAGUGAGAGGGGAUGAAGGGGGACUCUACGCCGACUUCUAUGGAGAUUAUUGUCCACUCUUUGACAAUGGCCAAGAGUCUGACUCAGCCAGCAUGAGGGUGGAUGCAGAGAACCCCUCGUCCCCAGAGCCAGAGGUACUGGAAGGGCAGGGCAGCUUCAAGUUGGAGGGUUGGUGGUUAAAGCUAGGUCAGUUUCAUGGCCUCAUCAUCAAGAGGUUCCACUGUGCCAAGAGGAACACUAAGGGCCUCUUCUCUCAGAUCCUCCUGCCUGCCUUCUUCGUCUGUGUGGCCAUGACUGUGGCCUUAUCUGUGCCUGAGAUUGGAGAUUUGCCACCCCUGAUCUUGUCCCCAUCUCAGUAUCAUAACUAUACGCAACCUAGAGGCAACUUCAUUCCUUAUGCCAACGAAGACAGACCCCAGUACAGGAGCAAGCUGUCACCAGAUGCCAACCCACAAAAGAUCAUCAACACCCUCCGUCUGCCCUCGGGCGUGGGUGCUACCUGCGUCCUUAAAACCCCCUUCAACAGCACCCUGGACCAACUGGCUCAGACCCUUAACCCCAGUGCCAACAACUCCAAGACCCUGGCUGCCCGCUACUUUGACUCCAUGUGUCUGGACUCCUUCACUCAGGGGGUCCCCCUCUCGAACUUUGUACCCCCACCUCCUUCACCGGCACCUUCAGAUGACCCAGAUCCUCGCUUUGAGGAUGGACUGUGGAACUUCACAGUCGCCCCUCCAACAACAGUUAAUGAACCUGUGACAUCUUCUCCAACCCUCCCCCUGUCUAUCCAUGAGCCGGUGCGUUGUACCUGCUCCAUGCAGGGGACAGGCUUCUCUUGCCCCAGUGGGGUGGGAGGACGGCCCCCUCUCAUGAAGGUGGUGACAGGUGACAUCGUGGUGGACAUCACAGGCAGGAAUGUCUCUGAGUACCUGCUUUUCACAUCAGACAGGCUGCGCCUGCACAGAUAUGGUGGUUUAACAGUGGGGAACAUCCAGAAAUCAAUCCCAGCAUCCUUUGGGAGAAAGAUACCUACAAUCGUUCGCAAGAUAGCAGUUCGUAGAUUAGCUCAGGUUCUAUACAACAACAAAGGUUACCACAGCAUGCCGACUUAUCUGAAUGUCCUCAACAACGCCAUCCUACGUGCCAACCUGCCUGCAUCCAAGGGCAACCCUGCUGCCUAUGGCUUCACACUGACAAACCACCCAAUGAAUCGAACCAGUGCCAGCCUCUCUUUGGACUACCUGCUCCAGGGAACAGACGUGGUGAUUGCCAUCUUCAUUAUUGUAGCCAUGUCCUUUGUGCCAGCCAGCUUUGUGGUUUUCUUGGUUGCAGAGAAAUCCACGAAGGCCAAACACCUACAGUUUGUCAGCGGCUGUGACCCUGUCAUCUACUGGCUGGCUAAUUACAUAUGGGACAUGCUGAACUACCUGGUACCUGCCACAUGCUGUGUUAUUAUUCUGUUUGUGUUUGACCUGCCGGCCUACACCUCCCCAACUAACUUCCCUGCUGUCCUCUCGCUCUUUCUUCUCUACGGGUGGUCCAUCACUCCCAUCAUGUACCCAGCAUCCUUCUGGUUCGAGGUGCCCAGUACAGCCUAUGUGUUCCUCAUAGUCAUCAACCUCUUCAUAGGCAUCACUGCAACUGUUGCCACUUUCCUACUCCAGCUCUUUGAACAUGAUAAGGAUCUAAAAAAAGUCAACAGUUACCUGAAGUCCUGUUUCCUUAUCUUCCCCAACUACAACCUGGGCCAUGGCCUGAUGGAGAUGGCGUACAAUGAGUACAUCAAUGAAUACUACGCUAAAAUAGGCCAGUUUGACAAGAUGAAGUCUCCAUUUGAGUGGGACAUUGUGACCCGAGGACUAGUUGCCAUGACAAUCGAAGGCUUUGUUGGCUUUCUCAUUACCAUCCUCUGCCAGUACAACUUCCUCAGGAAACCCACGAGGGUGCCAGUCAGCUGCCAGCCUAUAGACGAUGAUGAUGUAGACGUGGCUUGUGAAAGACGAAGGGUGUUGCAAGGAGACGCUGACAACGACAUGCUGAAGAUCGAGAACCUUACAAAGGUGUAUAAAUGCAGGAAGAUGGGUCAUAUCCUGGCAGUGGACCGGCUGUGUCUUGGUGUCCGGCCUGGUGAGUGUUUCGGACUGCUAGGAGUAAAUGGAGCCGGAAAGACUACCACCUUCAAGAUGCUAACUGGAGAUGAGUGCACCACUGGAGGAGAGGCCUUCAUCGAUGGAAACAGUAUCCUGAAGGACCUUUUACGUGUGCAGCAGAGUAUCGGCUACUGUCCCCAGUUUGACGCUCUGUUUGAUGACCUGACAGCCAGGGAACAUCUGGAGCUUUAUACUCGCCUCCGUGGCAUUCCCUGGAAAGACCAGGAAAGGGUGGUGAAGUGGGCAUUAGAAAAACUGGAAUUGUCAAAGUAUGCAGACAAGCCUGCUGGAACUUACAGUGGAGGAAACAAACGCAAGCUUUCCACUGCCAUCGCUCUGAUUGGAUAUCCCUCACUCAUCUUCCUUGAUGAACCCACCACUGGCAUGGACCCAAAGGCCCGCAGAUUUCUCUGGAACUUAAUCCUGGACGUUAUAAAGACUGGACGCUCAGUAGUGCUGACAUCACACAGCAUGGAAGAGUGUGAGGCUUUGUGCACCAGAUUGGGCAUUAUGGUCAACGGCAGGUUUAAAUGUCUGGGCAGCAUCCAACAUCUCAAGAACAGGUUUGGGGAUGGCUACAUGAUCACAGUGAGGACCAAGAGCAGCUCGAAUCUGAAGGAGGUGGUUAGAUUCUUCAACAGAAACUUCCCCGAGGCCGUACUAAAGGAGCGUCACCACACCAAGGUCCAGUACCAGUUGAAGUCUGAGCGGAUCUCACUGGCUCAGGUCUUCAGUAAGAUGGAGCAGGUGGUGGAGGUGCUGGGCAUCGAGGACUACUCUGUCAGUCAGACCACUCUGGACAAUGUUUUUGUCAACUUUGCCAAGAAGCAGAGUGACAAUCUGGAGCAGCAGGAGACAACGUCCUCAGGUAGUGGACAGUCCCCCCUGCAGCGCAUCCUCAACCUGCUGAAGUCUCGGCCUGCCAACACAGAGCUCAAUGCUCUGAUCAGCGAGGCACCAGAGGAACUGGAGAGUGACGAUGAUGAAGGACUCAUCAGCUUCGAAGAGGAAAGGGUGCAGCUCUCCUUCAACACAGACACUCUCUGUUAAAAUGAGCCCCUUCAAAAGAGCAGAAGAGAACAGCUGAUUUAACCCUGAAGAGGAUCAAACCUCUCUGCACCAUGGAACAUAGGACCAGUAAUUCAGUAUUUCAGCCUCAAUUUUUUAUUCAGGAGGGACUGAGGUGGUUUAGGUCAGAUCAUACAGACAGAGGUGAUAACGUACAGAGUCCAGCUUGUAGGUAGAGGCAGGAGUGCUUGUAUUUGGAUUGAAGACUUUGUCCUGGAAUGUUUUCAUAUUUAUUUUUGUUGAGAAUGUAUCUUAUUAAAUGGAUGAUUAAUACAAUAGGUUAGCUACUUUUGUUAGUAAAUGAACAUAUCAUUGGUGAUAUGUUAAAAACCAAGUGUUUGACAGCAGGGGUUACUUUGAGUUGGUUGUACUCCCAACCAAAAGGCCUCAUGACACCAGAGUGGGCCAUUGUCACUGUACCAAAUUAGACCUGCCUUGAGAGCAUGCUGUGAUGAAGUUGAUACCCAUUGGUAACGCUGGUAAUACAGUCUAUUUUUCUCUGGCAAGAAAAAUAAUUUAUUUGGAUAUCAAAGCAGAUGAUGUGUGUGAUUUAUUUUGCAAUAACAGAGGAUUUAGUGAUACAUCUGGCAAGAUGUGGACAUGCAUGCUGUUGGCCUUUUCUUUUAACUUGAAGAGAAUGUACAUGGCACGUUAUUGUCUUGAUGGUGUCUCCCCUCUAUCAACUUGUUUGAAACUGUACAUUUGGUCUCUUUCUAUUAAAUACUCUCUUUUGUUCUUUUAACAUAUUAUUAUGUUGUGGACUCUGCCAAGAAGAUCCUCUACCGGACACAGUGUAUAAUAAUAAUAAUAAUAAUAAUAAUAAUAAUCUAAUAGUGUGAAACUGCAGUGAACUCUGCUUAUAUUCCCUGACAAUAACUGCACUACCAUCACUGUGAAGGGAACUCUCAGAUCAGAAUAAUCUAUUGACUACAAUACAUGUUUUAUUAUUUGCAGAUGUAUUUGUAAUGUGAUAGUUGAGUUGUAACCUGUCCUGUCAAAAAUAACUGUUUCAUUACUUCUUUCACAGCUAAUUGCAGUUAUAUUUUUGGUGACUAUUAUGGCACUGGUGGGGUGUUUACUGAUACUGUUAAUUGAAGGGGUUAUCAUUAAACACGGAAAACUGA